Messenger RNA from Alternaria arbusti, 1539 nucleotides. RefSeq lists its product as uncharacterized. Gene Ontology annotation, molecular function: DNA binding. The transcript has a single exon. NCBI's taxonomy places the organism in Eukaryota, Fungi, Ascomycota, Dothideomycetes, Pleosporales, Pleosporaceae. The record is from RefSeq and is a predicted model, not a curated record. Gene Ontology annotation, biological process: transcription by RNA polymerase II. The coding region runs from base 1 to 1539 and encodes 512 amino acids.
AUGGCGCAUCGGAGUGACAGCUCCUAUCGUCAGUACCGCCUUAGCAGUACUUCUCCACCCCUUGGAGGCUCUGCGUUCCCACCUAAUCUAUUCGAUCUCUCCGCCACUCCUUCAGCUCAACCUCUGCCAAACAACACCCAACAACAGUCCACGAUGAGCGCCGCGUUCUUCUACCGCGACCACACAACCCCGGACACCACCCUCUCCGACCAUGAAGAAUGCUCAAUCUGCCUUGACAACUACAAAACGGAGGAGUGUCUGCGCAUCACCAGCAUCCCACGUUGCAAUCACCACAUCGGCGCCAGUUGCCUUGACCGCAUGCUGCGCAGCAACCCCCACGAGGAGAAGAAAUGUCCCCUGUGCCGCGCAGUCUGGAUCCCCGCGCACGUUCUGCCUUUCCCUCCGCGCAACCAGAGUCUGGGUACCUCACGGCGCAUGGCAAACAUGUUCGCAGGCGUUGACGGUAUCGGUGCGGAUAUCGCUGGUAACGAGUUGAUUGGCGCUGGCGCCAUCUCACCUUUACCAUUCAGUGCACCCUCAUCGCCGGACCUUACACCCGCAUCACCAGCAUACGCGCCCACAUCGCCAGUAUACACACCCACAUCCCCUACAUUCCCAGCAAACCCGACAUCCCCGACGUUUUCACCCACCUCACCAGGAUACACACCAACAUCGCCCACAUUCCCAGCAUACCCGACAUCCCCGACGUUUUCACCCACUUCACCGGGAUACUCUCCCACAACUCCCACGUUCCCGACAUCGCCGACAUACACGACUUCCACCCCACCACCCCACGGCAGCCCAGUCCCACCCUGGCGCGAAGAGCCCGAGGCUGCUCCAGUGCAGAACCAGCAGCUCAACCCCAUCGUCAUCGACUCUGAUUCCGACGACGACGCAGGCUACGCCGUCCAGUUCCAGAACUUCGAGAAUUUCAGACGCGAUGUCGCUGAUAUACGGAGUCGAGCAAGAGAGACGCGCGGGGUGAGGAGUAUCAGAAAGAGACGGGCCGCUACUGCUGCUGAGAGGGACCGUGUCAACGCCAGGAAUGAUGACAGCGGUAGUGCCUAUUCGAGCGGUAACAGUGAGAACGCUGCUGCGAAUGGUGAGACUGGUACCGCCAGGUCUCGCGCGUUGAACCGUCUUCUGGGUAACGGGAGGCACCCGUUUCAGCCUGCUGAGUACGCCGCUAGCGCUGGCGCUGGCGCGCCUCCUACUCCCAUGAACGAGGUGUUGGAACAGCGCAGCGAGCCGCAGGAGCGACGUCUAGGAAGCGAGCUACGCCGUGCAAGGACGUUCGAGCAACCCGCCUCGCGAACUGCUGAUCACGCGAGCGCCCGUCGUCGUCGAGCCCCAACACCGUACCGACAGACCCCGAGCCCAAACACCUCAGACACGCCGGUAGACCUUACCACAGAUGAGCCUACCGAACUCUCCGCUAUUCAGUCAGGUUCUGCGCGCGAAGCUGUUCGCAGCAGGCAGCUCGAUCGCCGCGAAGCUUCAUUGUCGCAAGCAAGCAAGUGCUUCUUGAGCGGCAAUUAG